This is a messenger RNA of Gastrolobium bilobum, 315 nucleotides long. RefSeq names its product glycine-rich cell wall structural protein 1.0-like. The transcript has a single exon. Bases 1 to 315 code for a protein of 104 amino acids. Lineage: Eukaryota; Viridiplantae; Streptophyta; Magnoliopsida; Fabales; Fabaceae. The record is from RefSeq and is a predicted model, not a curated record.
AUGAAAGGCGAUGUGGGGUUUGAGUUUGUCGACGACGGUGGUGAAGACUGGGUAGGAGAGGCCGUAGAGGGAGCGCCAGUGUGCGUCGCGGAGGGGGGCUUCGAGGGACCAGAUGUGUUCGGUGGUGAGGGCUCGGAAGGCGGAGACAGAGUAAUCGGAGGCGUUGGGAUGUGGUUGAGUCGUGGUGGUUGUGGCGGUGGUGGUGGGGCGGGUGGAGGCGACGUAGGAGAGGACAGAGGCGAUGGUGAAGAAGAGAAGCGGGGCGAUGGAGGAGGAGUAGAGGAGAGAGGUUGGGGAUGUGGCGGAGGAAGGUGA